This is a messenger RNA of Linum trigynum, 4315 nucleotides long. The record is from the annotation of a GenBank genome assembly. Lineage: Eukaryota; Viridiplantae; Streptophyta; Magnoliopsida; Malpighiales; Linaceae.
AAGCUAGUAAUGAUAAGAGCACACAUACUUCCCUGUCAUUAGGAUUCAGGAUAGUGCGAAACAAAAGUGUGAGAAAAUACAAAGAGAAGAUACUGGAGAAUUGCUGUCCUUUUCUUCCUUAUCAUUCCACUACUACAAGUUUUUUAUUUAUUGAUGGUUUCAUGGAGCUCCACUACCAAAUUUGCGCACUAUCUAUAACAAUCACUAGAUCUAGUGAUUAACCCAACUAAUCCUUGUCGAUCUGCCAUUUGACAAGAGUAUGAAAGCAAUAUUCAUAUCCUAUCCGAACUCAUUUAGUCAUUUAGAAAACUUCAAACUCAUGUCUACUUACCUAUGUCCUACAAAUAAUUAUAGAAUUUACUUGGAUUUGAGUAAAAAUACCCAUGAGUGAGUAAUAGGUGCCCCUACUUUUAGAUGAAAAUUAAGAACAAGUUUCAAAGUCGAAUUGCGACCAAUUUGCUAAUGAUUGUUUAGUUGGAUACAGUGAGAGUAUGAAACGCAUCAUAUGACUCUCGAUCGAUUGUUUAUGAAAACAAUGAUUGUGAAUUAUUUGAAUAUUAUUAAUUUUAGUUAAUUUAUUCAAUAAUUAAAUAUUUAUUUAUUUGUAUUAUGAAAAGGGGACGUCGAUACCUUCGAAUUCUGCCUCUGCCACUGUGUAUCACCCAACUCAAAUAUCCGGCUAAAUUACACAUUUGGUCACUCAAAUUACGUAAUUCUUUCACGUUUGUCACCCAAAUUACUUUUCUUUCAUAUUAGCCACUAACUUUAUGAUUUGUUUCACCGUUAGUCACCAACCGUCAGUCUCCAUUAAACUCCGUUAACACCAUGAGUUAUCUGAUGACAUGGCAAAAGAGAGUGCUGAGUGGACUGACAAAAAGCUAAGUCACACAAGUUGACCGUCUAGUCAACAUCAAUACCCAACCCAUCUUCCUCCUUCCUUUCCCCAACCCAGAUUUCCAAUCUAAGAGACGCGUCCCCUAUUCUACCGCCGCCGUUGCCUUGCCACCAUAGAACCCGACGCAUCCUCUCCUCUCACACUCGAUUGCCUCCAUUACUAGUAAAACCUAUCCCUUUCCAUAUCCCUAUCCCUAAUCCAUCACUUCGAAAGAUAAAUCCCCAAAAUUGGCAGAAGGAGAACGGUGGCGAAAAGCACCACAAGUGGCGAAUUACCUUAGUGAGGAGUUCACCCUCGAUUCCGCCGCCGUCUUAUUGCGACCCCCUUUCCCACCUGGCUCCGACCCUCAUUGGAAUCGCCGGCCAAAUCUGAGAGCUCUGGUUUCUUCCUCUCUCGAUUGGAGGCGGCUUCAGAGGGAAGGGGAACUGUAAGUUAAGCGACGAGGCGAGGGGAAUCGAAAGCGGCGCCACCGUGAUUUCCGUCGUUAUACAGGGGAAUUGAAGGCGGCGGAGCAGUCUGAAAAUGCAGAGUCGACCUAUCUAAGUUGUUCUUGACUACAACGCGGAGUCGAAUUCGAUUUGGAGUCGACCAAACGCCGAUUUGGGAGUUCUGGGUAGAAGAAAAGACCAUUGUGGCUCGAACUGUAGGCCUGAACUGCUCCCACCGGCGGAACCCAAGCUUUGAGUUAGGCGAAGCUAUUCAAUCUUGUCGUUGUUCCGAUUUGGAUUUUUUGGGCGAACUGGAUAAUUAGAUUGAAUUGUUGGUGGCGAUGAAGAUUAUGUUGGCGACGAUGAUCAUUUGGGGCGAAGAUGGAUAAUGGUGGGAUGAUUAUUAUAUUAUUGUUUGACUAUUGAUUAUUGAUUCUUGUUGCCGAUGAUGAUUACUGGUGGUGGCAGUGGAUUAUGUUGUUGUUGUUGUUGUUUUGUUUUUACUUGGACAAAUUGGAGAGGACGCGUGGGUGAGGCUCGGUGAGAAUGAAUGGUAAAUUAUUAUUUUUUAAUUUACAUGUCAUUAAGUUAACGGUACAGUCAACAAUUCCGUUUGCCACGUCAUUAAAAAAUUAACGGAGCUAAUGGAAUCUGACGGCUGUUGACUAACGGUGAAACGAAUCGUAAAGUUAGUGGCUAAUAUGAAAGAAAAGUAAUUCAAGUGGCAAACGUGAAAGAUUUAUAUAAUUUGGGUGACCAAACAUAUAAUUUAGCCUUUUAUAUCCAAAAUUGAAUCCGGUUGAGUUCGAUUUGAGUGUAUUCUGGGCCGAACCGGCCCACCUCAGCAAAUCCGUGGGGGAGAGAGAGAGAGGAAACAAAUUCGCCGCAACGUCACCACUUUCGUCAUUUCUCGCAUCGAGAGUGGAAAUAGAAAUACACAGAACUUGCGGCAAACGAAACGAAUCGCCUCUUCCACCACCGCGCAGUCACUCUUCCCACAUAUUCAUUCCCCUUUUCCUGCCUCGUUCGAGCUUCGUUCGUUUCAACGGGGAGACCGUUUGGCGAGUCGGAAAGCGCGCGGGAAAAAGGAGAAGAAAGAGGAGAGCAAAACGAAGGAAAGGAAGGAAAAAUGGUGCUGUGGGAGAUCACGCUAGCGACGGCUUACUUCUUGGGGCUGAAACGGACCUACAGGCUCGCUCUCAAGCUACAACGCAAGGCCGUUAGCCCUAAGCAUCCUAAGAUCCGCGAGUUUCUCCACAGGUGCGUCUGAGCGGCUUCUCUAAUCUCUCACUCACUUUAUGCGCAUUCAGUCUCUCGCCGCAUUGCAUCGAUUGAGUCUGUUGUUUCUUCGAUGUUCGGUCGAUCAAUUAGUUCGAUUUUUUUUCCCGCAAUCUUGUGAUAAAUCGUUGAGAAGUCGUCGUUGGAUGCUUGAAUCGCGACUAAGUUGAUAAAUAGAUUAGGUUGUGAAUUGUUUCUGAUAGAGAACUUUUUGCUUGACAAACGAUUGAUUGGAUGAAGAAGGGGGAAGAACUAGAGAAUAGGGAAUGCAGUUGCGGAAACUUGGCGGCGAAAAGAGUUUGCAGGACAUUAUUCAAAGGGACCAGAAACCAAUGGUUAAUCGGAAAAGAGAAGUAGCGCCUUUCGACUGUCAUAGUCUUCACGUUGCGGUUGAGGUGUUUACACCAUUGUAAUGAGGAAAUAUGAACUCCGAAUAGCAUAACAUCUCCCUUGUUUGAAGCUCUAUGUUCUGUAGGAUUGGCAGUGUAAGAUCUCUGCUGGCACAAUGAGAUGAAUUCUGCUCUGUAAUCGCUUACUAUAUGUUGUAGUAGGUUAGAUGCACUGUGUCUGAUUAACAAAGACUUUGACCUAACUAUUGGCAACUAGUUGCAACAUUUUUGGCAUUAUUGAAUUGGGGCGACAAGAUGAGAUGAGCUUAUCCAAUUCUAAUGAGCAGUGGAUUUCGUUAUUUGAUGAACUGAACUGAUUCAGGUAAGUAGUGCUCAUAGUAACAUGCUUGUAGCUAUAUUUGCAUUGUGGGAAUCCUUGUGGAGUUCCUGUGGUUGAUGAAGAGGACGGGGUUCUGUUAUGGCAUAAUUUGUUCUGUCCUUUUUCUUAAGCUGGGUUCAUUUGGCUGGAUACUUUUAAUUUUCAUUAUACUACUAUAAUUGCUUGGUUCUAGUCAGAGCAUUCACCAUCUGACCAUUCCUUUCAAUUCUUUGUUUCUCACAGGCGGACACGUGCAGUGUUCAGUGCUGCUCUUUCAGUCCACCAGAAUAUACAACAGAGAGACUUGGAAGUAGGCAGGAACGUCGGCAACUGGAUUCUCCGAUGGCUCGAUAGGAUGAAGCCUUCUGCUGGGAUCCGCCCUCACGAUCAAGUCACGUCAUCAAAUAUACGAAAGAUAACUCAGUCAAGCAGCAGCGCCAAUAACCUAAAGAAUUCAUCGGGCAGCGUCCAGUCAUCCAGAAAUGGUGAAUCAUCCAACAGGCAUCUCUUCUCUUCCUAUAGAGCCACAUGGUCUAAGCCGUUCCCUACUAUCGCAAUGAUGAUCAGGCCGCCAAGACCUGCUGGAACUACGACACAGUACAGGCACCUCAAUAGCUGGACAGGUCCUGAGAUGUUCGGACGAAGCCCUGUGAUCGGCACAAGUGGUUUCGGUGGAUUGCUGAGGAAGGAUGUAAUGCAGUAUCUACUGCAGAACUGAAAUAUGGAAAUGCAAGUGAUCAUUGCAAGAUUUCUGAUGAUGGUUCGACUGGCUUAGGUAAUAGCUUCCAUCUCUCAUCUGUUUGAAGAAUAAUGGUUUCUUGUAGCCUUUUGGUACCCGGGGCAGUGAAAUCAGACUAUGCAAUAUCCCCUUUUUUCUCUGUACAAACUGGUGUCCAAAGUGUUGAUCGUUAUAGAUCCACUGGUAUGUAGCACAUCCAUAGUUUGAACAUCAAAAGCUUUUGUGACUGUUGUUUAGCACUCUGUAACAAUGUCGCUGAAAUUUCAA